This is a messenger RNA of Plasmopara halstedii, 1596 nucleotides long. RefSeq names its product Component of synaptic membrane glycine-, glutamate-and thienylcyclohexylpiperidine-binding glycoprotein (43kDa). Gene Ontology annotation, cellular component: cilium. The record is from RefSeq and is a predicted model, not a curated record. NCBI's taxonomy places the organism in Eukaryota, Oomycota, Peronosporomycetes, Peronosporales, Peronosporaceae. Bases 1 to 1596 code for a protein of 531 amino acids. The transcript is spliced from 2 exons.
AUGCUAGAAGCCUCAGUUACUAGUAACGAGACCCAACCUAUCCUGCCAAUGCCAAUAGUGGCACCCUCACCAAUGAGGAGUGAGAUGCAACCUACAAUUGGUGCAGGACAACGCAUGGUGUCAAGCUUUGCACCUAGGGAUAUGUAUGUUGAUGAACAGCAACACGUUGUCAAAAGUCGAGGUAUAUCCAUAAAUGAAAGUGGAGUGUUGCAUCAUUCUACACAAAGUGAUUAUGCUAAUCAUGAGCAAGAUGAAGUAGGUGGCACAAAUGAAGCGGAAGAUAGCGGUGGCGGUGAAUUUAACCCGCACUUUAGAGGAAUUCCAGACGCCGAAGAAUUGCCUGAUCCAGAUGACAUUCCACCAGCGCUUGCAAAGGAAUGCGAAGAAAUGAUUGCUGUGAUUGGAUCAUUUCUUACUCGCUGUAUCUACAGUAAUUUGUGGAAUCAUCGUGACGCUGCGAUUCGGAAGGUUACUAUGGAGAUAGAGCACUAUUCAGUUGAACCGAUGCGAUUGUUGGAAGUGUGCUCUACUUUAGUACAAAGUGGUGCUGGAGAUCGCAUCUCGCAAGUUAUAUUGUCGGCAUUUGAAUUGCUAAAUCGUAUGCUAACUAUUGGAGCACGCAUUCGUCGCGAUGAUAUGUGCCGAAUCCUUGGCAACAGCAUGACUCAGCUAACGAACAAGCUUGGCGAUUCUCACGCAAAGGUUCGCAACGAAGCUGCAGCUUUACUAGGACGAAUUGCGGCAGCAGACAACAUUGGAGUAGGUUUUGUCGCCUUCCAUCUUACAAAGCGCUCCAAGAAGCCACUUGGAUUAAAGUUUCUUCUAGAGAGUUUGCUUGUUCUUAAGAAGCUUUUGACAGAGUUUGAACUUGUUUCGAAUUCCGACUUUUCCGUAUCGGGCAUUAUGGGAUUUCUCGAAGACUGUAAUUGUUUAGCUCAUCAGAGCCGCGAGAUACGUGACGUUGCGAAGGAGAUUACUGUGUCGAUGUAUCUCAUAGUUGGCUCGGAGGUCGAAGUUUAUCUGAAAUCACUGCGACCAAAGCAACUUAAUGAAUUUCAAGCAGCCUUUGAGGCGGCAGAAACAGCAAAGGCCUCUAUCCCUUCUGCUGUAGUUCGAGAUGAUCGAAGUAGUGGUAGCAUUGCCGGACGGAUCGAGAUCCAAGAUCCUGUAAACAACGAAAUGGUAGAUGCUGCUGAGAGCGAAGAUGAGGAAUCUGUGGAUGAGUAUACGUGUCCUUUUUGUGGUGUCGUGGACGAGAAAUUUAACUCCGACUAUCUUGAUCAACACUAUUGGGCGUCUUGUAAGAUGUUGACACCUUGCAAGAUGUGCGGUCAAGUGAUAGAGAUUUCAACUUUAACUGAGCAUCUCUUGUCAGAGUGCGAGCUACAGCAAAAUCAUCGCGAGUGUCCACGAUGCGGAGAAGCAAUCACUGCCAAGUUCUACGAGCGGCAUGUCUCUCUAAACGAUUGUCCGCCUCGUGCACCAUUAAAUCGUGCUAAUCGCUGUCCGCUUUGCCAUGAUGAUAUUCUUCCUGGCAAGAAAGGCUGGCGACGUCAUUUGCUGGAAGAAUUCUGUCCACAAAAUCCACGAAGCUAA